Bursaphelenchus okinawaensis is the source of this 2274-nucleotide messenger RNA. NCBI's taxonomy places the organism in Eukaryota, Metazoa, Nematoda, Chromadorea, Rhabditida, Aphelenchoididae. The record is from the annotation of a GenBank genome assembly.
AUGAAUCCGAAGCGACAUCAGAUGUAUAACCUCCGGGAUCUGUUUCAAUGGUCUUCUGACUACUGGAGCAGGCUACGGAGCACGGUGAAGGCACAUUUGCAUAUUGAGCCCUACUCGUUUGUUGGAUUGGUCAUCUUCGGAGCGUUUUUACUCUGUAUUUUGGUAAGAUAUAUCUUUUUACACUGAAUUAAAAUCGUUGUUAAUUUUUAUUCUGUAGUAAAAAUAUUGUAGUAGGAGCAAAAAUAUGAAAAUAUGUUUAUAAAUGACAGAAACGUAUUAAUAAUUACUACACAGAAUCUAAAAAAUUGUGAUUUUUACCCAUCAUUAUCACUUAACUCUAACCCACCCCCCGCCGUAUGUUAAGAGAACCCACCCAAACAUGGGUAUAUUGUUGUAAUGUCAGAAAGAAGAGUAUGAUACUGCGGGAUAGUCCCCGGGGAUUAUUUUAUGGGCAGAGAAAGGCCCUCGGACGUUCCUUUACUUUUAUUCGUAACAUGCAUUAUUUGCAGACAUGUAUGCCUCUGGCAUGUUGUUGUAACCGGAAGAGCAAAGGCAAUCAACGCCGAUUAACGACCAGUCGGGUAGGUAUUGUUUUAAUAUUAAUUGUGUCCUUCAGAGUAAGCAGACUGUGAAUAAUGUAAGGGACGACGAUGUUAAGACGCCAUUGUUCAGAGAGACAUCAGCUGAUGCCCUUAAGAAAGUAAGUCAAUAUCUCUUUGUUUUACUUUUAGUCUCGAGGUUAAUGCAAAUAAAGUUUCUAGUCUACUUUCAUUAUAAAAAUUUAUUUAUUAUCGAUUUUAAUCAAAGUAUUCACAAAAUACACAAUAAUGUAGUGUAAAUUUGAUUGUAGCUUCAAACCCCUCAACCCGACCGUCUUUCUCGUGAACUUCUAUUAAAGAAACACAAUAUCAGAACAGCUGAUGAAAGCCCUCCUCCGCCCCGUCGCUCAAAUGGAGGUCGUACUCUGAUAGUACCAUUAAAUGGCUCCAGCUACAGAUUAAGUAAGUACUCAAAAUAAUUCUUCUAAAGGUAAUGCCAACCCUGAAUUGGCUUAUUGACUACUUUGCACAAUGUUUGUCAUUCUUGAUGGUGUUUUAGACAGAGGACAAACAGCACCACUAUUAGGUACACCAGACAGUCGAGUAACAUCGUUUGAAGCUGGCACAACGAAGAGUUGUGCUACUAUUCCCGAAGACGACGAGCUAGAGCUGGAUGACGAAAUUACUGUAUAUAAUAAUAUAAAGACUCACGAAGUAACUGAUGACCUCAUUUCUAUUGACAGAGUAAGUUGAAAGAAGAUAUGUAUAACUUUGCGUAUUGUACUCUCUUUCAGACAACUGUAGUUACUGUAACAAAUAACUACUUUUUAAUUUUUUUUGUUAGGGGUUACCUAUACAAUAUCUUCCGUUACAGACCUAUAUAUCAAGACGUGACUGCCGAUCAAUAGUCAAUAGACCACACUAUACCUCACUCAUAGACCCUAUACCUCAACCAAUGUACAAAGUAGGCUAUUGUUAACAUACUGUAUCACGUUACAUCACUUUUCAUAGCAAGUAAUUUUAGUUUAAUCCACCAUCUUACACUCCGCCAGAACCUCCGAGACCAGAUACUGUAACCUCAACCCCUGCCAGAAGGUCCAACAUUACCAGUCAUCAUAUCACAACCUUUGGACAGUCAAAUCUUUCCAGGUAUUACCGUAUCUAUUUUUUGUUAGAUUAAUAUUUAAAUUUACAGAACAGUUAUUUAGUUAAUUUUACUUUCAGUCCGGACGCCUCUAGUCUAGGAUUAGGGUCGCUAAUGGAGACAACCGGCUCGGGAAGCUACGCGAUCACGAUGGAGAGUGAAGACAGAGCCAGAGUAUAUUAUGAUAAGGGAGAGAAGAACUUCAUCUCGGAACUGGACGAAAGCUCAGUCGAUAUUAAUUUCCGGAACGUGGUACUGCAUAGGUAAGUCUACUAUAAUAUCACUAAAAACAGCCAAAAAGUAUUAAUUUUGGUAUUGAAAAUCGCAUGAAAUGGCUACCUAUGUCGUAAACUACGUGAGUAUUAUCGUAUUAAGUGUGAGUAACACCAACUGAUUAAAUAAACCUUCAGGAUAGAAGAAGAAGAGUCCAACUUCGAAGAUCCUUCCUCCAUUGGCAGGUUCCUUGGAUCGCCCUCAGGGUCUGGACUGUCGAACAAGUAUCACAUGCCUCUGAUUGGGUCCAUGCAUCGUAUUCCCAGGUCCAUAUCACAACAACUGGAGCUGAUGAACGGCAGUCGGCUCAACAGUUAA